UAUCUAUUUACUAGGAAGCGUGAGAACAAAGCCUACUUACUGAAUGUGGAGUCUAAACUAAUUCCUGUGUACUGUCACAUGGAAGCUGCUGAGCUUGGAGCAUGCGGAGGAGGUGGAUGGACGCUCGUCAUGAAGACCGAUGGCGAAAAGGUAACAGCAGCGAUGCAACAAUUUUUGGCCCCGCAGGGAUUUCGCCGAGAAGGCGAAAUCCCAAGGAGGCACUCUAGUAACUCGCGCGUAUAUUAAGGAAAGCACUUACAGCUGGAAUAUACAGUCAGUGUACCAGAAAAAUCUCGACUUGCCUGAACAGGGGACGCGAGGAAUCGGUAGGUAAUGAUGACGUUUCUAUUGUUUGCGCCCGCAAGUAAGAUUUUGUGACAUUUAUUGUGCAAUCAUACUUCGAUACUCUUUUGCGUUACGUGUUAUCAGUGACAUUCUGUGGAGCAGUUGUUUUAAAAGUUAUGACGUGUUAUGGACCAAAAGACACUCGUUAGGCGCAGAUGAAGUUCUAAGGUGCGUACAACUGUGUUUAUACUACUACAUGAGAAGUUUCUGCAAUUUGAUUGGCUUAGAGCAGUGGUAUUUCAGCUUAAUUUGAAAUACCUACUUGUGAAAAUUACAAACCUUUUGCGGGUAGUAGUAUAAACAAAUAAUAGCAUGAUUUGUACGUGAUAUUUGGCAUAAAUACCACUUGUGAUAUUUCAAAAUUGUCUCAAAUUUCACUCGCCCAACAGCUCGUGAAAUUACGUAUAACAAUUUUGAAAUAUCACUCGUGGUAUUUAUGCCAAAUAUCACUACAAAUCAUGCUAUUACCUAUACAUAUAUAUGGAGAGUUUGCCAGACACGAGUUCAGAAUUUUUUGAUUGGAAACCUUGCCAGACUCUCUUUCUCUCUCUUUGACCGGAAUAAGACUCAGCCCCAAACAAGCAAGACGAGUGAACAACGGCUGGCUUAUCACUAGCAGAACGUUGGACGAUUACAGAAAUUCGCCGACAAUCAAAUUCUGUGCUGACCUUAUGGCUCUUGGUGCUGACUUAUUCCCUGCCCAUAGAUCAUGUCCUUCCGCUAUAAAAUUUAAAAUAAGACUAGAAUGCCCGAGCGUGAAUUGAUCAAACGUCCUUUUAAUUUCUAAGGCUUACAUUCCGACAAAUAAAAUGAACUGAAUGUAAAACGUGAAAGAGAAAGAGCGAAAAAUUCAACUUCUAAUUAAUUCUUUACUUAUGGUUUAGAAUAAACUAUUCUCGAAACUGAGAAUGUUUUGAUCAAAGCUGAGUAAAUCGAACUGGAACUGUGCAUAGAACCUUGCGUUUCCUGUAUUUAUCUCACCUAUUGUAUGGAAUAUGUGUGAAAAUCUUCAUUAUGAAUCGGUAUAUUUCAAAGAGCUACACACCGAGCAAGAAUACUAUUGACCGACAAUAUACAGAACGGGGGCAGCUGUAGUGUCAACUAUUACUAGUAGUAUUCAUUGAUAAUAUAUUGCCCGGGUUCAAGAUUGGCUCCAAUCCCUCGACUAAUUCUUCAUAACCAGCCGCCGUUUACCAUAUUUGGAAGAUGCAGGACUGAAUAUACAUGAUCGACGAUUCUAUGGUAUAUUGCCUAUUGUUAAAAACUGACUCAUUGGAUAAUGCAAUUCUAGUGCUCUGAUUGGCUUAGCGCCAUCACGGUAUAUGAGCCAUUAGUAAAAUCCAACUAGUGGUCUAUUAUCAAUGCUGCGUUCUGAUUGGUUGAGCUACUACUAGGCCUUAUAAAAAGCGAGGGCUUUUUGGCGGCAAAAAAGGAUUAAAGUCCAGCUUUAACUAGGUAAAAUUUUUUUAUUCUCGAUAUUUUUGACCAACUAGUUGGAUUUUACUAAAACAAUUAUUUCUCUCGCCCUCAUGGCCUCUCUGAGUCAAUAGCCCAUUCGGCCUUCGGCCUCAUGAGCUAUAAACUCAGAGCUCAUUCGGGCUCGAGGAAUAAUUGUUAAUUAUACCAUGCUCCCCCAAUAUGGUAACUGUACGCGUCUGCUCAAAUUUAAAAACAAGCUGAAAAUCGGUUGUUUUUACAAAUAAAGGUGGGAAGAAUUCUCGAUACUGUUUUGUGGGCGUUCUUGAUAAAACAAUUAUUCUACUCGCCCUUGUUGGAUAUGAGAUGAUUAUAGCCAUCUCGGCACUACGCGCCUCGUUGGCUACCAACCAUUUCAUAUCAAACGCGCACUCGUGGAAUAAUUGUUAAAUGACCCGUCGAUCAACCUAGAGCAGUUUCCUUUAAACUAUUUUUUGCUAAAAUUGCGACCGAGAAUUGCUACCAAAUCAGUUUUGCGACAGAUUGCAAUCCUGGACAUAAGUGAACAGCGGAGCUGGAUUUAGGAAUGUAACUAAACAGCUUUUAAACAAUUAGCAGAAAGGAAGCGAACAUACCCUCAGCUUUUCGCUGGGGUUACAGGUAUUAAAAUAUCAAAUUUGGAAAUUGCCAAUCCAUACUUGACCGCACGGUAUGGCAGUCUGUUGUGUGAACCAUUCCGGCUCAUGUUUAAAACUAGCUGUUAGGUAAAUUUUAAGCUUUGGUAUGAAUGGGGCAAAAGGCGUGAUUUCAAUCCAGUGCAAUCCUUGGGGCAAGUUUUUUUAAUAGCGCACGAACAAAACGUUUAUUUUCUGAAAGGUUGAUAUUUUCAGAUGAAUUGUGAAUUGUUUUGUACAGAAAUUGAUUUACCCUUUUUGGCAUAUUUCCUACCAUAAUAAUGCUGCGCAAAAGUGGGUGAUCCGAGAUAGCCCGUGAGGAGAAUCUUGUGUGCCGCUCACAAAAAUGUUACCGCGAAGGUUUCUUACAAGAAUAGGGCUCUACUGACAAACCAUGAGGCUAAUUUGGCUCGAUUUUGGCUGAGUUCCUUUUUAUUUGCUUUUGUAUGAACCGAGACCGAGUUGAGGUCCAUAAAAACGUGAAAAAGAACCAGCCCAGUAUCCAUUCCUCUUGACCGAAGAUUUGGUAAAUCAACGAUUUAUUACAUCGCCAAAAAAGAAAUUGUUUCUCGCACAGACCACAGGAUUCGCUUCAUCUUGACGAGUCGUAAAACGGCCAGUCAUAUAAUGAAGCCUCUUCACACUGGCUCACUAGUACACCGAGAUGGCGGCCAUUGACCAUCAUCACAGCGACAUUUUUCGAGGAAUCUCGCCAUGUCACGUCAUUUACCUGGCUGGGGUAUUUAUUACAUUGUUUUAAUUCUUACCAGGCGUUUGAUUGUCUUAGCCUAGAUAUUCUCAAAACUACUUGGGGAGGGGGAGGAGGUUGGAUGUAGUUGACCCCCAGGGCCCAGAAGGCCAAAUUGGAUAGUCUUACAAACUUUUGGAGCGGAAUGUGACUGCUGUGAUGUCAUGUGAAAACAGUUUGUUAAUUGACGAUAUAUCAUUCUUUAUCUGUUUAGAAUACCUUUCUUUACUAUUCAAAAUUGUGGACCAACAGGAAGAACUAUAAACCCUCUACAGGAAAGACCCUGCUUGAUAAUCAAGAAACAAAAUUACCCACGUACUGGAGCACACCAUUCACUAAGAUCUGCCUCGCUAUGAAGAUCGGCCAUCAAGUUAAUUCGAUCGUCAUCAACAAAGAAGCCAACUCCUUACACUCCCUGAUCGCUGACGGAAACUACCUUUCGACGUCACUGGGUCGUGACACCUGGAAGAAGCUGAUUGGCCAACAGGCAUCGCUGCAGAGAUAUUGUAACCGGGAAGGGUUCAAUUGUCUCGGGCAGCGAGGCAUUAGCUAUAUGAGAGUAAGAAUCGGUAUCAUAAGUAACCAAGAGAACGACUGUAUUACCCCUGACUCAAGCAUUGGAUUUGGUACUGGUAGUUAUCCUCGUGAUGACAACACCUGUGGAAACCAGGCCACGGACAAGCAUCGAGCAGACAAUGGUGGCAAAAACAUUAAAGCGAUGGGCUACAUCCUGGUGCAAUGA
This is a messenger RNA of Porites lobata, 3925 nucleotides long. NCBI's taxonomy places the organism in Eukaryota, Metazoa, Cnidaria, Anthozoa, Scleractinia, Poritidae. The record is from the annotation of a GenBank genome assembly.